AUGAAGGUCUUGUUGGGGCUCUACCUGGCCACCGUCUUCACGUGUCGGAUUACUCUCCGGACAUCCUGUGCGGAGAACUUGCAUUGGGCGGUCGUCAUGGCUCUGGAGGAUGGAAUGUCACUUCUCUCCUUUGCCGUGGGCCUCUACGUCCUUCAUCGCAGCAACGGAGCCCCGCUGACGCUCCUGGCGAAGAGCGCCGCCGCCCACAUUGAGGGCGCAGCGGCACCCUUCUCCCAACGGACCCGCGCAUUAGUGUCGGAGGAGGACCGGAAUACGUACACGGAAAAGCGCUUUAAGCUUUUCAACAUGGCGCUAUGA
This is a messenger RNA of Symbiodinium natans, 318 nucleotides long. The record is from the annotation of a GenBank genome assembly. NCBI's taxonomy places the organism in Eukaryota, Dinophyceae, Suessiales, Symbiodiniaceae.